CAAGUUUUUAAAUAAAUUUAAGUCAUUUUCUUUUGUAAAACAAUUACGUGGUAAAUGUUUAUUGUUGAGAAAAUUUCGUAGAUCUGAUUUUUUCGUUGUGGUAGCGCUCUGCAUUAUCGGCAGUUCAAUAAAAACCAAAACAAAAAGCAAUGUCAAAAAAAUAAGAGGUUAUUUUUAAACUUCGCAAGUGGCGGACUUUAUUUUAUUAAUGACAACAAAUGGCUCUACCACCUGAAAUUCUCGAAAAAAUUUUAAUAAACUGUGACGGCAAGACAUUACUCACCGCUCGAAAUGUUUGUAAACAAUGGGGUGAUUUAGUGGAUUAUCUAUCAAAAAAAACUCCAUUGUGGAGAUGGUGUUGUCACGAGGAAAUCCCCAAAAAAGAGUUAACACAAUACCUCAUCCAUUACAACAAAGAAGAUCCAAAUGUUUGGUUUUACGUUUAUAAUAAUUGGAUGACUUGGCAGAAUAUUCGCGAUAUUAGAUUUGAGACAGUAUUAAGUCCCGCUGACAUACCAAGAAUAACUUGUAUUGAUGUUUUUGAGGAGUAUAUUGCUGUGGGUUCUGAAGAUGGUAGAGUUAGGAUUUAUGACCAGUAUUGGAAGCCUCUAGUCAUAACGCGCCAUCAGGCUGAAAAAGUGUCCAAAGUAACAUUUUUUUAUAGUGAUUCUAUUUUAAAAAUUGUCACAGCUUUCUCCAAGGCUAUUAUAAUAGACGAUUUGUUUGGAGAUGGUUAUAAUCAUUUAAUUUUAGAAGACGUGAUGUCGCAUAGUAUUUACAAAAACUAUAUUUGUUACCAAAAACACGGAGGUCGACUUACAAUAGAGAAACUAACAAACUCAAAUGGACGAGUGUUGGAAGAAACCUGGUUUACACGAGUGUACUCACCCAAAAACAUCACUUGUAUAAACAUGUGGAACGGUGUUUGUACAAUAUUAAUAAGUAAUGACGUUAGGAAAGUAAAUUAUGAUUCAAAAAACAUACUACCAGCGUCCGAAUACCAUGAGAAGUGUCUGUUAAACUUUAGUAGUAUACCAAAUUCACUGACUUCACAUCAAACCCAUCAUAUAUUGAGAGAUGAUAUAAUAAUUGUUUUGUAUAGGGCUGAAAAUUUAGUAGAUAAGGAAUACAUGGAAGUAAUUAUGUUAGAAGGGGGAUCCAAAUAUGUUAAAAAAUUGUUCAACACGACUGAAGUUUUAGAGGCAACAAUCACUUGUAUAUGUUUGUAUGGAAAUACACUAGUGUUGGGGGUGGAUACAGGGAUUGUUUAUUUCUAUCACGUUCCUUCAUGGAAACAUUUCACUAUCAAAGAGUAUGCAAAAAAAAUCAUAAUUGGGAAACAUCCAAUUACAAACAUUGUAGUUCGAGAGACCAAAAAUCAUCGAAAAUUUUACAUAACUUCUAGUUUCAAUAUUCACGAAGUAAUUGGUGUUUCAAGUUAUUUUUAAAACAAGUCUGAUUUAUUUUAUUACUGCCAGUGGAAUUUCGUUUGUGUUUGCUAACUAUUUUCAUUGUGAUGCAAUUGAUAUUUUUAUAUUAUCUCAAUUAAGUGAUUUCUUCUAGUCGUUUCUUGAUGUUUAUUUUUUAUAUUUAACAAUCUUAACGAGUGACAUAACAGUGUAAUCAAAACAAUAAAACACAUUGAUUCAUA
Messenger RNA from Tribolium madens (black flour beetle), 1651 nucleotides. RefSeq lists its product as uncharacterized. Gene Ontology annotation, molecular function: protein binding. The transcript is spliced from 7 exons. NCBI's taxonomy places the organism in Eukaryota, Metazoa, Arthropoda, Insecta, Coleoptera, Tenebrionidae. Bases 219 to 1448 code for a protein of 409 amino acids. The record is from RefSeq and is a predicted model, not a curated record.